UCAACUAAUUGUUCCAAUACAAAAAAAAACCAUGCAUCUUGCUCUCAGCUUUGUCAUUUUGGCCAUAGCUGUAGCCGCUAACGUCGAAGCGCAAUACGGUUACCACAACCCAUACGGUUAUGGUAACCCAGCCAACUUUGCUCCCCCUUAUCCAGGACCUUACGGUUACCCCCAACCUGGACCUUAUGCUCAACCUCAGCAAAAUUACUUCCGCGCCGGCUACCCUCAGCCAUCGUUUGAAGGUAAAAAUGACCAACCCGACACGCGUCUUUUCCUUGGAACUGUCACCAUCACUUUGGCCACGACAACCUCCACCAGCACCAUCGUCACAUCUACCACUUGCACUACUUCCGCCAGAGCCAUCUCGAUUUGCUCUCCUUCCGGCCGUCGUCGUCGUGGCCUCGGUUUGAACAUCAGCCAGAAAGCCCGCGGACUUUUCUACAACGACGACGACGACGAAUCCGAAACCGGUAGCAUCUUCAGCCGCUCAGACAAUCCUGAAACCGUGCCUGUCGCUCCAGCCGUCGAGCCAGAUGUUGAUCGUCAAGCCCGUUCCACCCAACCUAUGGUUCCAUUCGUCGUUCAGCCAGGUUUUAACGCCCCAGAGGCAAUUCGAGGUGGUCGUUUCUUGGUCACCUUCGGAACAUCUACCAGCAUCACCACCACGACUUCCACCUACACUGCCAUUUUGACUGCCGCAUGCAGAAGCACCACAAGCUACAACACUUGCACUGGCACUGGAAAAUAACUUUCAUCCUUCUCUUAGCACUGUGAAAAUUGACCCAAGUUUUCUAUAAAAUUAUUGUUACCCGUAUUAUUAUGUUGCCAAUGGUUCGCAACCCGACUCAUUGUGGCAGCAAUUCUACCCCUUUUUUAAUAUUUAAGUUAAUUAUGGCUUCGGGAUGUAUUCGUUGAUGAUUGUAUUGAAAUUCCGUGCAGUCAGCUUACGAUUGACCAGAAAAACCACUUCUCUUCUUCCAGACAGAAGAAUCAGCUCAAAGUAAACAUCUGUUAUCGUUGAUCUAAACCACGCAAAUUGUCUUUACAUGAAGGCAUCUGCCAGUUUCUGAAACGUUGCCGUCCAGCCCAUCUAGCCAAUAGAUUACAAUAUAACAGUACUACAAUACACAGUGCAGCAAUCAAAACCAA
This is a messenger RNA of Daphnia carinata, 1149 nucleotides long. RefSeq lists its product as uncharacterized. NCBI's taxonomy places the organism in Eukaryota, Metazoa, Arthropoda, Branchiopoda, Diplostraca, Daphniidae. Bases 32 to 748 code for a protein of 238 amino acids. The transcript is spliced from 2 exons. The record is from RefSeq and is a predicted model, not a curated record.